Impatiens glandulifera is the source of this 648-nucleotide messenger RNA. RefSeq lists its product as uncharacterized. The record is from RefSeq and is a predicted model, not a curated record. Bases 1 to 648 code for a protein of 215 amino acids. Lineage: Eukaryota; Viridiplantae; Streptophyta; Magnoliopsida; Ericales; Balsaminaceae. The transcript has a single exon.
AUGACCCCUAAUUUUGCAUAUGUAGUCUGUUCAAUUGAAGAGUCAAAAGAUCUCAGUAGAGUUUCAAUUGAUGAACUGCAAAGCAAUUUAUUGGUUCAUGAGCAACAAAUGACUGCACAUGUUGAUGAGGAGCAGGCUUUGAAGGUUACAUAUGGAGAGUCUUCAAGAGGACAAAGACAUGGUAGCUUUCGAGGUAGAGGCAGAAGUAGUGAGAGACAUAAUUAUGAAAAGUCAAGUAUUGGAUGUUUUGGUUGUCAUAAGCUUUGGCAUUUUCAGUAUGAAUGUCUAGGAAAAUCACAAGAGAGGGCACAUUAUGUGGAAACAGAAGAAGAAAUGUUGCUGAUGUCUUAUAUAGAUGAAGGAAAGAAAAAUCAAGAUGAAAUUUGUAUGGGGUUCCUUGAUUCAGGCUACAGUAACCACGUGAGUGGCAAGAAAAAGUUGUUUACAACUUUUGUUGAAAGUUUUAGAGAAAUAGUAAAACUAGGCAACAACUCAAGGGUGAAAGUGAUGGGAAAAAGAACUGUUGUGAUGAUAGUGAAUGGAAUUACUCAGGUCAUCACUAGUGUGUUCUAUGUUCCAAAUUUAACAAACAAUCUACUAAGCAUUAGGCAGCUAGCUGAUAAGGGUCUGGAAAUUGUCAUUAAAUAA